CAAGAUUGCCGAUUUCAUUUUGGCAAGAAGCGAGGCACUUACCAAGAAGGGGGCUUGCAUUGACGCAUAAAGUAGCUGCGGCGCUCUAGCAGGAACUUUCUGUGAGCUCUUGCUCGCUGCACGAGCGACUCUGUCGUCGAUAAUGGAAUCAGCGCCGAGAGAGUCUUUGUGUCGAAACCUUCCUUCUCUUUUCCAAAAGUACAUUUGCAAUACACACCAGUCUUUUGAGCCGUUCGACUUUGGUCUCAGAUUCAUAAAAUCAACUUUGCUCGCACUUGAAACUGACUGGCGCUCCAAACAAGAAAACGCUCGCCCCACAAUCACGGCCAUCCUUUUACCACUCUUCUUCUAUCUUGGAGUACCGGUGAUUUUGACCGGUGUCUACGUUUUGGCCAAAAAAAAGCUCAAUACAUUGGCACCGGCUGCUACUCCUUUGGAACGCCAAAAGGUAUCAGGUCAGAACGAGGCCAAAGUACAGCGACAGAGAGCUACAGAGCCUGACGGCUCGCGAAGCAAAGAGAGAAGCGACGAGUCAGUUCCUCGGCCGCAAAAGAGCGCAUUGCAGCCAAUUACCAACCAUUAUACCUCAACUUCUCAAGCUACAAUGGCAAGUCAUAAUAUGGUGCGAACACGCGCGGCGAGUUCUCCUUCACCAGCGUUGGAACAACACAAAGCGCUGGCGGAUCAGGCAUAUCGCUCCAUCACACUUGGCCUGGAUUGUGAUGAUAAGGGUGAUAGACCUGGUGCUCUGGAACACUACAGAAGGGGCGUUAAGGAGUUAAAAAAUGCCAUUGAGCUGCCGUUACCAACGAGACAAGACAGGGAAAAGGCCGAAUCACUCAACGCCAAAAUGAGGGGAAAUCUUGAGCAGAUAGAGAAUCGUGUCAAAGAGCUUGUACAAGCACCAGCAAUGGCAUCAACGUCCGCGCCUCCACGAAAUGCCCAGAAUGUAAAGCCACGAGUCCCUUCAGCAAACGUCAAGAAAGCAGUCCCUAAAUCAGAGGCGCCAAAGACUUCUUCAAAUAAGCUCAAAGUGAGCAAUUUAAAGAAUGUCGAUACAGCAAUGGCGAACCGAAUUUUGAACGAGAUCGUCAUUGACAAGCCAUCUGUCACUUGGGAAGAUAUAGUUGGUUUGGAGGGAGCCAAGACGGCUCUCCGCGAGAUUGUGAUUUUACCCACACUUCGACCUGAGCUAUUCACUGGUCUAAGAGCUCCCGCAAGAGGUGUACUAUUAUUUGGACCUCCGGGAACUGGAAAGACGAUGUUAGCAAAGGCUGUGGCGCAUGAAUCGCAAGCGACGUUCUUCUCGAUCAGCGCGUCUUCGUUGACAUCCAAGUUUGUGGGUGAAGGUGAAAAGAUGGUGCGGAGCCUAUUCGCCAUGGCCCGACAGCUGCAACCGGCGGUCAUAUUUAUUGAUGAGAUCGACUCUAUCAUGACAGAGCGAAGUGAAUCUGAGCAUGAAGCAUCUAGAAGACUGAAAACCGAGUUCCUUUUGCAAUUUGAUGGCUUAGGGAGCAGUUCCGAUGAUCGAUUAUUAGUCCUUGCUGCGACCAAUCGUCCUCAGGAAUUGGACGAAGCUGCACUGCGUCGUCUGGUGAAACGCAUUUAUAUCCCGUUGCCGGAGGCUGCAACUCGAGCUGCUUUGAUUGGAGCACUUAUUCAAGGCCACAAGCAUGAGCUAUCAAAGACAGAUCUGAACCGUUUGGUUGCGUCCACAGAAGGGUAUUCGGGAAGUGACAUUACAGCAUUGGCGCGGGAAGCAUCUCUUGGACCCAUACGAGAAUUGGGAGACCGCUUGAUGUCAACUUCCGCAGAUGCCAUUCGGCCUAUCAAUCUGCGGGAUUUCGCCGCAGCCUUGAAUAUCAUCCGCCCAUCCGUAUCACAUGGAAGUCUCAAGCAAUAUGACACCUGGAAUCGGAGCUAUGGUACCUAUGGGGCUUGAUCUCUCCAAAUAGUUUUGUAUAUACACACCCUACGCCGUCGCGUUGCAUAUUGUAGAAUGUAUACAGCAAAUACCAUAGGCCUAGAUGCUUCGUGCUGUAUUACCAUU
Molecule: messenger RNA, 2050 nt
Organism: Spizellomyces punctatus DAOM BR117
Lineage: Eukaryota; Fungi; Chytridiomycota; Chytridiomycetes; Spizellomycetales; Spizellomycetaceae
Exons: 14
Coding region: 143-1942 (599 amino acids)
Cellular component (GO): microtubule cytoskeleton
Molecular function (GO): ATP binding; ATP hydrolysis activity
Source: RefSeq, a predicted model, not a curated record